This is a messenger RNA of Cuculus canorus (common cuckoo), 11140 nucleotides long. RefSeq names its product sec1 family domain containing 1 (gene SCFD1). Gene Ontology annotation, biological process: endoplasmic reticulum to Golgi vesicle-mediated transport; intracellular protein transport. NCBI's taxonomy places the organism in Eukaryota, Metazoa, Chordata, Aves, Cuculiformes, Cuculidae. The record is from RefSeq and is a predicted model, not a curated record. The transcript is spliced from 25 exons. Bases 53 to 1951 code for a protein of 632 amino acids. Gene Ontology annotation, cellular component: Golgi membrane; cytosol. Gene Ontology annotation, molecular function: syntaxin binding.
GGGCCGCCACGUCUCCGUGCGUGUGCGCGCGCGGCGGGGGCGGGGCGGGAAGAUGGCGGCCGGCAUCCGGGAGAAGCAGACGGUGGCUUUGAAACGUAUGCUGAACUUCAAUGUUCCUCCUGUUAAAAACAGCACAGGAGAACCAGUAUGGAAGGUUCUCAUUUAUGACAGAUUUGGCCAAGAUAUAAUCUCACCUUUGCUGUCAGUGAAAGAGCUGAGAGAUAUGGGAAUCACUUUGCAUCUGCUUUUGCAUUCUGAUCGGGAUGCUAUUCCAGAUGUUCCAGCUGUUUACUUUGUCAUGCCAACAGAAGAAAAUAUUGACAGAAUGUGCCAGGAUCUUCGAAACCAGCUUUACGAAUCUUACUAUUUAAAUUUUAUUUCUGCCAUUUCAAGAAGUAAACUGGAAGAUAUUGCAAAUGCUGCUAUAGGUGCUAAUGCAGUAACUCAAGUGUCUAAGGUGUUUGAUCAAUAUCUUAAUUUUAUUACUUUGGAAGAUGACAUGUUCGUAUUGUGUAACCAAAACAAAGAACUUGUUUCGUAUCGUGCCAUUAACCGACCAGAUAUAACGGACACAGAAAUGGAAACUAUAAUGGACACUAUUGUUGAUAGCCUCUUCUGUUUUUUUGUUACACUUGGAGCUAUUCCUAUAAUCAGAUGCUCAAGAGGAACUGCAGCUGAAAUGGUGGCAGUGAAGUUAGAUAAGAAGCUCAGAGAGAAUCUAAGAGAUGCCAGAAACAGUCUUUUUACAGGUGACACGCUUGGAGCUGGCCAGUUCAGCUUCCAAAGGCCCCUAUUAGUCCUUGUUGACAGAAACAUAGAUUUAGCAACUCCUCUACAUCAUACUUGGACAUACCAGGCUUUAGUGCAUGAUGUUCUGGAUUUCCAUUUGAAUAGAGUUAACUUGGAGGAAUCAACAGGAAUGGAAACUUCUCCAGCAGGUGCUAGGCCUAAGAAAAAAAAUAAGAAGUCCUAUGAUUUAACUGCAUCUGAUAAAUUCUGGCAAAAGCACAAGGGCAGUCCUUUUCCAGAAGUAGCUGAAUCUGUUCAGCAGGAACUGGAAUCCUACAGAGCCCAAGAAGAUGAAGUCAAAAGACUUAAAAGUAUCAUGGGUAUAGAAGGGGAGGAUGAAGGAGCAAUAAGUAUGCUUUCUGAUAAUACAGCUAAGCUUACUUCGGCUGUCAGCUCUCUUCCAGAGCUUCUGGAAAAGAAGAGACUCAUUGAUCUUCAUACAAAUGUUGCAACAGCCGUUUUGGAGCAUAUAAAGACUCGAAAGCUGGAUGUGUAUUUUGAAUAUGAGGAAAAAAUAAUGAGCAAAUCCACUCUGGAUAAAUCUCUUCUGGACAUGAUUUCUGACCCAGAUGCGGGAACUCCAGAAGACAAAAUGCGAUUAUUUCUUAUCUAUUACAUAAGCUCAGCUCAGGCACCUUCAGAGAUUGAUUUGGAGCAGUAUAAGAAGGCAUUGACGGAUGCAGGUUGUAAUCUUGCUCCUUUGAACUACAUAAAACAAUGGAAGGCUUUUGCUAAGAUGGCUUCAGCUCCAACCAGCUACGGAAAUACUACGCCUAAGCCUUUGGGUCUGUUUUCACGUGUUAUGAAUACAGGAUCACAGUUUGUAAUGGAAGGAGUGAAGAACUUGGUACUGAAGCAACAAAAUCUACCAGUCACACGUAUAUUGGACAACCUUAUGGAGAUGAAGUCAAACCCUGAGACAGAUGACUACCGGUAUUUUGACCCCAAGAUGCUACGAGGCAGUGACAGCUCAGUUCCAAGAAACAAAAAUCCAUUCCAGGAGGCGAUAGUGUUUGUAGUUGGAGGAGGCAACUAUAUUGAAUAUCAAAAUCUUAUUGAUUACAUAAAGGGAAAACAAGGCAAACAUGUCCUAUAUGGCUGCAGUGAACUUUUUAAUGCUACACAGUUUAUAAAACAGCUUUCUCAACUUGGCCAGAAAUAAGACUGAAACACCAUUACCUGGAUGGCAGCGUGAUGACAGAUUUGUUACAACAUUCGGAUAUCUUCAUAUCUAUGAUUUUGUCAUUAUAUUAAAACUUAAACCCAUUUCAUUAAUAUGAUAACUUUUAAAGAAAAUCUGUAAUACAGUGUAUACCAACAUCUCAGAAAUAAACCUUAAAACGUGCUAUAUUUUUGGGAGGUCAGUUUCAUGUUAUUACAUUUGAAAUAGCUACAAUCUGUGACAGAGCUGGCUGAAAAGCACGGCAUUUUCAAGUUCUUAUGUAUAGUUUCUGUUACAGUCAACAAAGUAAUAGCUGGAAGAAAAGGUCAAGUCUGUCUUUAGGAGAUGUGUUCUUCUUGAAAGCCAGACUGUCUUUGUUUAACAAAAUUGAAAAGGACAAAACUGCCUUUUAGGAACACAGCCAAACAGCCUUAGUGCAAGACAACUACUACUUCUAGUUCUUACCCUUUUAUUUUUCUAAAGUCAUUAUAUGUGUAUGUAGAUUUGUGCAGUCUUCACUUGAUGGUCCAAAGAUGUACUUGAAGAUACCUUCAGUACAAGUUUCUAAUAGAGUAAUUUAGCUCUUCUCUUAAGGCUAAGAGAAAAUUGCUUGCUUACAUAGUCAGUUUCAAAAUGCAAAAUCUUUAAUAGUUUUCUUCUGCACUUUUUUUUAAUUGUAACUGCUUUGAAUGUUAAGUUUGAGAAGAAACUUCCAAACUGUUCUGUAUGCACUGACUUAAAAUACAGUUUUUAACAAUUUUAUUAGGUAGGGGCAGUUUAAUAGUUCAAAGAAUCUCAUGAUAUAAUUAAGUUUUGCCAGUAAUGAUAGCUCUGGAUUGUGUGUAUGAGAAUUGAGAGGAGGUAACAAAAUUUCUAGAUGUAGGUCUCUGUCUCUAGAAAUGUCCUUUCUGGAAAUGACACUACUGCUGGUGAAGCAAUAAUAUGUCUUCAAAAUGAAGCUGAACAUACUCAGUAAGUGAGAAGAAAGCGCUUGUGGGUUUAUUAACAAACUGUGAGAUCAUAAGAAUUACUGACUGACUGUCUGUAAAUUUUUCAGCAAUGUUUUUUGCACAGUUCUUCAAUGUUGAGUGUUAAUUUUGCUCUGAAGGCAACAUCUUUUCCCCAGCUAGAUUCUUUUUCAAAAAUCUAUACGAGAAAUGCAGUUGAUCUAUUCCUUAAAAGUAUCACAGUAAAACCAUGCGUAAUCCAGACCAAGUUAUCAAAAAGUAAUAGUGUUGUUUAAUUAUCUCAGCUGAGUGUUGUAAGCUACUCCACACCACUACUAAAAACUUUGUCAAGUCAGUAAAUAGAUUUGUUGUGGUAUUAAUUAUAGUUGUUGUAUGUGAACACACACCCAUACUUCAGUCACAAAGGUCUCGCUCUGUCAAAUGCUGUUUGUUCCCUAUAUAUACACUGUAAGUAAAACCAAGGCCAAAGCGCAUUUGGAAAAGAAAAUUACAUUUAAGGUGUUUAUUGCUUCCUGUGGGAAUUCAUUCCAGGAGUUUGAAAUAUCUCCAAGAAGACUGUGCUUCCUAUGCAGUCUUAGCCUUGCAGCUGAAGCCCAACUUCUGAAAAAAUGUCCUUUUCGUCUGGGUCUUAUGGCAGCCUGUGAUACAAUGGAUCCCACUCUUUUAAGCCAAGAGUACUUCUAAAUUGGAGCUGACAGAAUUUGGUGUUCAGUACACUAUGUAAAGAUACCUGAAAUUACUUCAGUGGUUGUGUUCAAAAACUGAAUUUGCAGUCUUUACACUGCCUCUGGAGACGAGUGGUGUUUGUGCCCGGCUUUUUACCUACAUCUCCAGGACUGUUGUGUGAGCAUGCACUGGUCAAUUUGGGGUUUGUUUUUUUUAAAUUUAAUAAAUACAAUUUUAGUACUUCAAACAUUCUUCUCUUUCCUCUCCAAACUAGAUUUCUGGAUUUGCUGUAUUAGUGGUCUUAAAGUUCUCUGUUACUAUUCAAAUCCGAGACGUACCACUUUGUCUUUGUAAAGGUGUACUUAUUGUGUUUCUUCCCUUCUAACACAACCUACGUUAUGGCAUGCUGGUUUCUGUUUCAUGGCCCUUUUCCCUAAAUACCUCUCAUAGUAUUAGGAAUGUAGAAGGUUGUGCAAGAAGUCUCCAUGGUUAAUCUAGAGGCAAACUAUGUUAAAAGCAAGCUGGCUCUGCGGCAAGUUUAUUCCAUUUAUAGCCAGUCACUAUGCCCUUCACAUCCUCAAGGGUCCCUUAAAGCCCUGCACAUAAAGGAGAGGUUACACCUGACUCAGUGAGUCUUUUAAGUAAAUAAUAGUGGCAGCGUUCAUGUUGCUAAUAAGUAUUUUUGGAUGGCUGCAUGGGGGACAGGGGAGUUUUUGAACUUUUCUAUCCUCUUUGUUAAUAAGCCUCAGGCAGGACUGUCUGGCAGGGCAGCGCCAACAGCAGCACUGCCUCUGACACAGCAGCUCGAGCUUCCACAUCUCAAGACUGGCAGUUCUUCAUUGGGAUCUACCUUCCCAUUUAGAUAAGUAAAAGCAGCAGGAGACGGAGUUUCAAGUGUCAUACUUGUUCUCAGGAAGAAAAUAAGCAGUAUUCUGCUGUGGAAAACUGACAUGUCUGUCUUUCAGGAAGUAUAGACAAAUCCUACAUAUGGUUUCAUAUACUUGUCACUUAAGAAAUAAUUCACCAUUUGAAACAAUAACCCUUCACUUGUUUUCUUGCAUUUCUAAAAUGAAGAUUUUAGAAUAUUUAGAUGGGUAUUUUGUGAAUUAAUGAUGAAUUCAGUGCCUUUGUUUUUCAGAAUUAGACACUUCUAAAAAAGAAAAAGUAACAAUAAAAAAGGAAACAACCAUAACAAAGAAAAGAAACCACUGGAGACCACCACUAUAUUUAAAUGCCUCUACUAGCGUAGUGCUGUCUGAUACAAGUCCAUAUUUCUUUCCUGUGUUAGAAGGAAAUUUUGCUAAGAUUGAUGGUGUUUACAUCAAUCUGAAAUCAAUGUAAAAUAUCAGAUUUUUCCCAAAGCACAUCAGUACUUCAGAUAAUAGGAAUGCUGCUAUCAUUCACAGUUACAGAGCCAACAGUGCAUACGAAACCCUGUGACUGGAGUUCAAAAAAGGGCAACACUUGUCUUUUCACUUAAAUGAUAGAAGUCCAAAAUAGAAUUGCUUAAUGGUUAGUCCAGUGCGUUGACUGGAGCAAUCCUAAGAGUGAAAGAUUUAUAAGUAGGUACAUAAGAACCAACUUCAAAAAUAUCACAACUGAAUUCUUCAGAUCUGAAAUAAAAGAUGUUGGGCCAAAACACCCUUCUAUCCCUUGUUUACUGACAGUCAGAGGAGAGACCUUUUUGCUCUCUUUGCUUGGGUGAUUCUUUAGUUGUUACUCAUUGCUGACGGACGGCUCUGGCUCAUAGAAAGUCAAGCAUGGGCAGUGUUCUAGGAUUACAAAAAAAUUAGCCACAGUAGCAAUGAUUUCUCUGUAACUUCAGAGAUCAGAGAAGAUGUUAAUAGUUUUUUUUUUAUAGGGGAUCAGUAGAUGGUUUGAACCACUUCUGUUUUGUUUGGAAAUGGUUUAAAGACCCCGCUGUGUAGAAAUCUCAGUCAUUUUCAUCAGCGUUCAAAUAUAUUCUGCUCCUUAAUGUGGUCGCAUGUUACUGAAACAUGCAUGCCCUCCUUCAAAACCAUCCAAACUCUGCAUAUUUAAUCUAUCAAUGCAUCAUAAUUUUUUUUCCUAUAAUUGUAAACCUUUAGGUAGUUCAAUUGCCACAAAUUGAAAUUCUAAUUAUAAACUUCGUAGAUUUCUUUUUAUCUGCUAGUGUCUUUCACCUCCUGAAAACCAAGCAGGACCAAAUUUUAUAUGUUUAAAGUGUUAUAUUGAACUUAUACCAGCUCCUUUGCAUAAUUGCAUAGGUUGGCUUUCUUGGUUUGGCAGUGGAGGAGUGAUUUUAUCCUGUGAAACCAGAGACAUCCCCAAAGCCUCAGGACUGUCGCUCCCCAGUCCUACUUCAGUCUUCCCAUCUCAUGCGCGUGCAUUCCUGUUUUCUACAAUCUACGGGGUAGAUCAUAUGCAUAACACUUUUAAAGAAAACACUUUUUAACACCUCAGCAUGGACACACAACGUAACUGUUAUUUACUGCUCCAAAUUCUUACUUGUAUUAUGUAAAUAUCAUGAAAAUAAACAGAUGAAAAUUAACCUGGAUGAAUGUGAAGUGCCAGAGUGGUUUGUAGCUUCCCAUAACAAGAAUUGGUGUGGAUUCGUUCCCUGUUUGCUGAGAGGUUUUGUUUCAGAUUUAGUAAUAAUGACCUGAUACGAAUACAAUUUGCCAUUGUGUUUCCUAUAGCUGAAACCGCUCUCUCCACGCUUUGUCUCCCUCCCUUAAAUAAAUUGAUAAUAUCUUCUCUCUCUAUAUAUAGAUCUUAAUAGGUUUUUGAUUUAGUUUUAACAAAUAAUGGGAUCGCUCCUACUUCAUUUUGAGGAGUAAAAUUACACAGAUCAGCUCAAAUAAUUUUUUUGUGGUGGACUUAAUUGAGCUGUUUGAUGCACUCCCUGAAAUGAACUAGGACCAUUUGUACAUUCUGCUACAAUGGCAAAGCUUUCAAAGAUUUCUCAGUUCUUACUGCAUCUCUAGCAAAGAGAAUGAUUGCAACACCUAUAUAAGGUGCCAUACUUGCUCUGCUCUGCAAUGUUUAUCACAAUGCAAGCGUAGCAUUAAAUUGAUUUAAAAAUGGAAUCCAGGCAUUCAGUCUGAUAUAUGCCUCUCAAAACUUAAACCAUAAAUCAACACAUACAGUUCUUACCUGUUUCAAAUAUGAAUAAAUGUGUUUAUACACUUUUUCUAGACCACAAAUACGCACCACAUGAAAUCAACUGAGUAAGGGCAACAUUCUCUUCCAUAAAUCCCACAUAAUUAUUGUCUUCCUACUUUGUUUGUUCUUCAGUGCAUUGGUGUUUUCUGUUCAGUGUUCAUAAUGAAAACUAUCAGAUCAGGUCACAAAACCAUACGAGGGAGACAUCAGCCAAAGAUGAUGGAUUAUGGCACAAAAUGUUUCACAGACAUGCACAAUUUUUUUUUCUAUAGAGGUUGUAUAUUAGCAAAGCGAACUGUUGUAUUGCCAGCCUUGCUAGCACCAAAAUAAACCCUCUCUUUUUUAUGUGUGAAGGAAGUCAAACACUGCUGGUGCAAUAUUUGCUUCAAAUUCCUUUUCCAGUGUGUUCUGGUCCUGUUGGAGGAUCUCCUUUACUUCGUUUUCCUGGGAUUGUUGACAGCUGAACUACUGAACUCCAGCUGGGAUGCAAGUUCACCCUUGAACUAGAACAUCCAUCCAUUUCCAUAGAUCAUUAAUCAGCCAUGGGCCGUGUUCAUUCAGAUAUGGUUUUAGUUGGUAACUCAGAGGGGAAAGAUUACUCCUUAACGGCAUAGGAGUACUGCAGUACUGAGGGUAUUUUUUUCUUCCCAAUGAAAAAGCCUUUGGGUAGCCAACCUUCCCUCACUUUAACCAUGCUCAGAUGAGUACUUUGAAAGCAAAGAACAUGGAGGUAAGAACUACCACACAGGGAAGGUGGCCUUCUGUGGUUUCUUAUACCUCCAUCAGUCUAGAGGUCAUCUUCAUCACGGGAAGAACAUGUGGUAGUUAGAAGAAGAGGGAGGCUAAUCAAACAAGCAAAUUAACAACUGGAAAUCCUCCAGGAGUAAGUGUCAGAGAUGACAAGCACACUUGCUAUGUAGACCCUCAUUGUACUCUGCAGGAUUGUUCUGCAGCUCUUAUUGGGAAAUUGUACAAGUCUUCACUAGCCACGCCACCAGCUUUCUGAUGAUUCUGCAAGUCAUUUUUUUUCUUUUCCAGUGAGGAGUCUGGUCCAUAAAUCUUGCCUUGCAUAGGGCAAAAACAAAGCAGUGUUUAUCAGCCCAAGGCUCUCAGGGAGAAGAGCGAGUACUCAUGUCUUUAGCCACGCUCCCUCCUCGCUGGAAAAGUUGAAUUUCCGUAGGCAUCAAGGCCCAACAUGAAAAUAGGUGAACCAAAAAGAGGUCACACUUCUGCAGAACAAGUUCAUUAUUUUUUUUUUAUGAUGCAAUCUCUCACUUAUUAGUUACAAUUAAGCUUCUGUCUUUUUUCCCUUACCUCUCGCCAUCAAUUCACUGCAAUACCCAUGAUCAAAAGCACAGUAUAUUUUAGGAUAGGAUCCAGCUUAGUCAAACCAUCAAUGAAAACCUGAUGAAAACAGAUGCAGUUUUGUAAUUGCAGCAGCGAACCAUGAACACCAAAUUUGUGAUGUUUUCCAAAUUCUUUUUCCUCCUUUAGGUGUCAUUAGUAAUUUGUUUUGCUGGUCUCCUGGCCUGGCCUCCCUAUGUGCCAUCUCUAUCUAGUCAGAAUCUGGGCUUCAAGUGCCAAGCUCACCAGUAUCCUAGCCAGGCAUUCUACAAAGCCUGACAGUUCUUCAAGUCCCUUCAUCAACACUGGCGAGAGCCCUAAAUUACGUAAGGGCCUUAGAAACUUGCUCCAGUGUCCCAGCAGAGGCAAGGAUUUAGCCCCAAAUGUUCAUAUUGAUACUUCAAAGGAAACAGCUAGUUCCCUUCCCAAAACCACAGGAACAUUUGUACAUCUCAAGUUCCUGAAGCAAAAACACAUCAGAUUUGGAAGAAUCUUUUGGCAUGAGGUGACCUUGCUUUCUGUUACCUAUUUCUAAUAAACACCCAUUUUGGGAAUGAAAACAGUGCUAAGAAAAUAAAUGCAACUCUGGCUGACUUAGAUCUAGAAAGGCUUCGGAAAUUUUCACAGUAAGAAAUUGAGAACAAAAGUCUCUAUCAGUUAAUAUGUUGCAUUUUGAUGCUGUUAAGAUAGAUACGUAUAUUUUCACAAUGAAAACAGAAAAGCUAAAUGACCUUAAAAUAUAUUCACUGAAAGGCGAUCUUACUGUAGUCUCUUCCUUCCUUUUGCUUAAAAUUAUUACAUGAAAGGGGUUCAAUUUGUUCAAGUGUUUUUCCUGAUUCGCCAAAAUUUACCCCUUCUAUACACAAGAAACCCAUUUUUCUCAUCGUGCCUAGUGCUCCUAAAUGUAGGAAGGCUUCCUCUUCUGCAGCUGCAUCCUAGAGAAAUCUGUAAGUGAGCAGCCACUAUAUCCAAGUCCAACUUCUCAAACUGGUUUGUUGGUUUGGGUUUUUUCCCUCCUCACAGUGGAAGUAAAAAUGGAGAUGGAUGGCAGAACUGAUUGUUAUUUGCAGAUGCAUCUUGAUUACCAUCUUAAUUUCUCUUGCUCAUUGGAAAACAAUUUUGGCUGUGUCUGCGACCUCAUGACGGCCAAAACUGCAAACCUCAGGGCAGGACAACCUGGCUCUCAGCUCUGCAGCACACAGUUCUCUAUGAAAAGGACUCCAUGGCUGCUCAAACUCCAGCACAUCCAAAGGUUGAGGAGCGCUAUUCAGUGUCAUGGUCUAAGCCAGACAGCACAGAAGGUGUUGCUGCCUGGGUAGGGAACUUCGCUGGCGUCAGUAAAGGCCAAGAGGGACUGUGAAAGAGGAAGGUCCAGUUGAGCCACCUUUCUUCUCUCAACUGAAGGCCCAGAUCAGAAAGUGUGACAGAAGCAGGAGGAAGGUUCAUGGGGCUGGCCCGCCUUGGGGCCAGCUUAUUUGGUUUGUGGAAAGUUCUGGAGUGGUCAAAUACUAAAUGCUCAUUGUUCAGUGUGACCACAGGUGAGGACUGGCAACUGAAGGGGUUUCAGCCUGUCUUACAAAGGGCAAAUGCAGAAUCGGGCCCUUCCCAAGGCAUCAAGGUGUAGAGGUUGUUCAGGCAGCAGUGUGGGAGGAGAAGGGGUCAUAAAAGGACUCCAGCACAAUUCCAAAAAGGAGAGUCUCCCCUGAAAUUAAAGCCAAGGACAGAAAGUAAUGCUGUGGGUCUGUGAGCCUACAGAGACAUGCUGAACAGGCUCCCACUCUCCACAGCAGCCAUGCAUAGAGGACCUGGCAAUAACAGUGGGCCGACAGGGGCUGUCUCUCUCCCUUCCUCCUCUCUCCUCCACAGGAUGAUGGCCAGGAGGAGAGCAGGGCACUGAGCCAUGGGCCUCUAGUGACCACAUAUUGUUGUUAGCAUCUGUCACCAAACAGAGCCGGGAUAGAGACUCCAACGUACCAAAAUCACAUCCUGCUGAGCUAGGGAUGAGACUGGGGGCACACUGGCAUUCUUCACUAGAAGAAUUGGCUACCAAAGAACUAGUGAAUAAAUUCACAUGUUUAGACUCAGUACUAAAUAGCUGGAAAAAUGAAUGGUGCCUAACCAAAAAGCAUUUGCAAGAUCUGUUGUCAACAGAAGCUAUAAGCACAAAGAAAACACAGUUCAAAUGAUUGCAGGUACUCUGAGAUGUUGUAUGUUGUUUGGUGCCACAGCUGCAGUUCCACUCUAAAAUUUCACAGGUAUACAGAAGAUUUAGUGGUUUGGCAAUGAAUCAAUGAAAAAGAGAGAGGUGGAAGUCACAAGCAUUAGGUUUAUCCUGCUGUUCUUUUAUCUGAAGGCCUGGAUUGAAGAAAACAAAAUCUUAACCAUGUCCUUGUAUCAGAGGUUGGCUAUAAAUUACAAUCUUUUGCUACAAAUAUCACUACAGCUAUUUUGACAGAAAGCACAAGAAAAUAUGAGUUUAUGCCAAUGGGCUGCCUUGCAACGCUUACAGUGAGGUUCCUAGGUCUUUUGGAGAGACUGGUGCUCCUACAAGACUAUGCAAGACUAUUUGAAUCAAAUUCUUGAAAAAAAGAAUGCAAGACCCACAGUCAAGGAAUAUCUACCUGCAAGAUCUUACACUGUUUUGUGUAUUCUUUUAUUCAUCCCCAAAUUCAUGAAAAAUUCAUCAGAAAAUUCAGUGCUUUAUGUACUACAACAGCAGACAUGCAACAUGUAUUUCCACACAUGUAAGGGCAGAAGCAAAUCUCAUGAUUAAACGUGAAACAUUGUUUUGGGUAUCUUAACAUUUUCCAUAUCAUCACAGUUACAUUACGUUGUUGUCUUCCUUAAGCAAGUAUUUUUUUAUUGUAUGUGAUACUUCAAAGGCCUGAACAUGUCUAAAUUUAAGAAGUCAGUAGCACAGUUGUUUUGAAAUGGGAAAAGAGUUUACAGGAUGGUGUGAAUUAAAAUAAAAUUACAGGAUGGUGUGAGUUAAAAUAAGAUUAUUAGUAAUCAAAUAACAUUGUUAUUUUUCUUGCUAUUUACAUUAAGCCUGACUAGUAGGCGAGUA